This is a messenger RNA of Symbiodinium natans, 1254 nucleotides long. The record is from the annotation of a GenBank genome assembly. Lineage: Eukaryota; Dinophyceae; Suessiales; Symbiodiniaceae.
AUGGUAUGCUACUAUGCUGUCUUGCGCAUACCAUCCGCCGCCUCGGAAUCGGAGAUCCGUUCGGCUUACCGCCGGCAAGCUCUGUCCACGCACCCAGAUAAGGGCGGACGUGCAGAGGACUUCCUGCAGGUGGUCGCUGCCUUUGAGAUCCUGUCUGACCCCAAAAGGCGACGGGAGCAUGACCAGCAGCUCGAGCAGCCUGGAAAUCUUAAGGUCCAAAGCAAAAGGUCGAGGCCAGCAGGAAGAACAGUGCCUGAAAAGGGCACACAAGAAGCACCGAAGCAAAGGAAGGAGGAGAAGGCUCCAGACAAGGAGCCUCCAGCUGGUGAUGACCCAGACACCACCAUGCCCCAGGCACCCUCUGCACAAGCCGCGUGUGGCCUUUUGCGUGAGCUGCUGCUUCUAUCGCAGAAAGAUCUGUUGCUGCGGCUGAAACAGAUGAGUGAGGAGGAGCUCGGGCAUCUCGUUGAGAUGAUAGACCAAGAGGUCACCGAGUCGGCUACAGAGUUGAGCGUCGCGCGACCUGCCUGCCAGCAGGAGGCAGAUGAGGACUUGAUUUCAGAGGCCGAGUCCACGGGAGAUGCUGACGGGCACACGCUGCUUCCCCCAGCGCUCGCGGACGAUGACAUGCACGGCAGGGGGGAAGAGACCUCGGAGACGCCUACUAGGACACAGCGGCGUCCAGACGAAAAAGGAGAAGAAGGAGAUGUGGCCGUACCAGGCGCUAGAAAGAAGCGCGUCUUGUUGAGGGGGGUGCAGCAGGCACGGCGACCGCGCGAGGCCCUGCGAGGCCCAAGAUAUCAUGCCUGCAUUGGCUGCAGAAACUUGGUGCUGAAAUCACAAGAGGUCGCCAGUUUGGACGAUGCCAUUGACCUGCACAUCAGUUUGGUUCGCAUCCGGCAGCAGAUUCUGUCAAAACUCGACAGUGGCACUCCUGGCUGCCAAGCUUUGAAGGAGGCUGUGGAAGCUGUUGUGCAGGAAAGAAAGGAUGCAGCCGCUUUCCCCCUUCGACUGGCUUUCCGAGUUUUGUUCGGGCACAACAACACUUCAAAGACCAUGCGAUCCGCCUGCCAGAUUGGACCGGUAUGGGAGGAACUAAUGCAGCACAGAGAAAUGCAGAAGAGGAAACGGGAAGACCAGGCUCGUGCGAGACAGCUGAAAAUGGACAAGAGGAGGCAGGAGAUCCAGCGUCGGCGGACGGCCCGACUGGCGCGCCGCAAGGAAACCGCAACCCGCAAGCGCCAACGUGCCUAA